Molecule: messenger RNA, 1841 nt
Organism: Lasiosphaeria miniovina
Lineage: Eukaryota; Fungi; Ascomycota; Sordariomycetes; Sordariales; Lasiosphaeriaceae
Exons: 3
Coding region: 184-1638 (484 amino acids)
Biological process (GO): ribosomal small subunit biogenesis
Cellular component (GO): mitochondrial small ribosomal subunit
Molecular function (GO): structural constituent of ribosome; rRNA binding
Source: RefSeq, a predicted model, not a curated record
GGCUGGUCGGUCUGAACUCAGAAAUAUUUUCGGUUGGUGGCCGCGCUUCGAGAUUUUGAAGUUGUCGCUGCCGCUAGGUUCCUGGCCCCUGAUACCCCCCGUUCCGCACCGCACCGUACCGCACCGCACCAUAAACAAGCCCAGCACCGAGACAGCGGCAUCAAUUGGCGCCGCCACGCCGCGAUGAAGUACCGCAGGGUAUCGCGAUAUCAUGGUCUGAAGCGACCACGCGUCAGACAAACAUGGAACAAGUACAACUUAUACAACCUCAACAAUUUGCGGGAACCCAAGACUCUGUAUAACACUUUCUUCCAACAGAAGUGGGGGGCCAAGGCGCUGGCGCGUGGCUACCAUGGCGAGCACAUCAAGGAGAAGAAAUGGGAGCGCAUGUUCAGCAGGCGGCUCCUAUCCGUUACCGACAUGGACCCAAAAUACAUGGCGCACUUCGACGGGAGCGAGCAGGCCGCCGGCCGUGGCUCUGGAAAGACUCAGGCACCCGGCUCCCCUCCAGCGCCGCGCAAUGGCACUUCUACCAAGCACACGCCUUACAUGCAAAUGACGUUCGCUCCCUUAGAGCGGCGUCUUGAUAUCGCUAUUUUCCGGGCUCUCUUUGCGAGCAGCGCCCGCCAGGCUCACUCCCUGGUUGUACACGGCGCCGUCAAGGUCAACGGAAUGAAGAUGAAAUAUCCCGGCUAUCUCCUGAACCCAGGUGAUCUCUUCCAAGUUGACGUUGACCGCGUCCUGGAUUGCACGGGUGUGAAGAAGGCGACUGCACCAAAGAAGAUCGAAGCCGCCUCAGAACCUGUCAAGGAAGAGUCGGGAAAGAAACUGAAGGAAACAAAAAUAGCUGCGAAGACCCUCAAGAAAAGACGUGCCGAUAUUAAAAAGCUUUACUGGAUCGCCAAAGGGCUUCUUGAGGGCAAGAGCCAGAGCAAGAGCGAUGGCGAGACCGAGACCGAGACCAACAAGGUACUGCGCAUGAAAAGGCAAAUCAGAGCUCGCAAAAAUGCCGUGCGCGCACUGGUCAACACGGUUAAAAAAAUUAACCCCCUCACCCCGGACCAGGAGUUCCUCGACGACGAGUCGAAGGCUACGGAACUGGUGACCAAUCUUUCCGAGUUGCUGCAGGAGCUCCAUUUGGAUUUUGUCGACCCCGAAAGGGCGAGACAGAAAUUCGUAGAAACGGAAAUGGCAAAGGCGAAAUUGGAAGCGCAAAUGCAAGCCAACAAGUCCACAAUGCUUCGUAACCACCCCUCCAAUGCGGCAGACAUGUCGAAGGCAGAAAAGAUGGCAGCCAAGAGGGAAGCCAAGAGGGAAGCCGAGAGAAUUCUCUUGGGGCCAGUGAAAGAAGCCGCGGACCAGCUCCAAUCGACAGACCGCGGUACUCUCAGCCAGUUGAUCGUCAAGCAAUUGGUGAACCCAUAUGACCCGAAGAAAACCUACGUCACCCCAUGGCAGCCCAGGCCGUACAUGUCGCCCUUCGCCUUCAUCCCCCGCUACCUCGAGGUCAACCAGAACAUAUGUGCCGCCGUAUACCUGCGCCACCCGGUCGCUCGCCAGGGCUUGGCCGAGGUGCCGACACCAUUCUCGGAGGAACUCAACCAGCUGGCUCACAAUUGGUACUUGCGGAGAGGCUAGUUUGCCUAUUGCUGCGCGUGAUGUUGCAGCAGCAGGAGGGGGGGGACGGCUUCGUGGUACGUGUAGUGUAGAAUAUAACUCGAUAUGUAUUUAUUUACCACCAAGUGUAGGGGGGCAGCAUUGUCUUGGCCCUCUCUUCUCCAUCAUCAAUGUAUUUUAUGUUUUGUACCAAUAUUAUCCCGAAUCAAAGAACAUACAUAGAC